AAUAAUUGUAACAUUUUGUUAUGUUACACGCGUCUACUAUUGCAUGAUUAUUUAAAAAAAUAAAGAGCAAAAUGGAUAAGAAUCUUACUGUAGAUUUAACGGAUAACAAGGAUUUAAGAUUUCUUCAUCAGUUUCUUAUAGAACACAAUUUUGAAAGCACUGCUGGGGCAUUGAUAGCUGAAGCAGCAACAAAGGGUUUCAAACACCUUCAGAACAAUUUAAAAACAAACAAUGAAACUUACACAGAGCCUCAUGAACAAAUAAUGUUAACCUACAAAUCAGGGGACUGGAGAACAUUUUUCAAAUUAUGGAACAUGUUAAUACCUGAAGAUGCAAAACAAACAAAAGCCUAUAAAAUUCUGACACUAAAUUUACACGUAUACUUCACAAUGUUACCUAAACGUAUAUUACUUUCAUAUUGGUACAAAGAAAAAGAUAAAACACAAACAGAUACAGUUAAUUCUAUGACAUCUUUGAGUCAACAAGAUUCAGAGUAUGAAGAGGAUUUUAUGAUCGAAAUAGAGGAGAAUAUGAACAAUAGUAUGGAAGAGUUGCGCGUAUUUUUAAAUACAACUGGCAAAGAAUUAAAGAAUGAUAUGGAAUUGAGACCAUUUUUUGCAUUACCAUUUAUCGAGAAUCCAUACGCGGAACCGUCUCUUUCGAAAAUAUUUGAAAAAAGUUGGAUAGACGAACUAACCGAAAACUUAUGUGUGUUUCUUAAAAAAUAUAAACAACAAAAUAUCAGCGACGUAGGAUGCAAUAUCGUAGACUCGAAUAAAAUGUCUCCAAAGCAUGGGUCUGUGUCGGAGGAGUCGCAAACAGAUUCCAUUACAAGGAGAACAACUGGACAGAGAAAUGUACCAAUCGUACCAAACGAUAGGAACAUUCCAGUGUUUUUAGAGAAUGACGAAGACGAAGAACAAUAUACUUUGUCCGACGAUACGAAGCAUAAUCAAAAGUCAAAAAGUGUGCAGACUGUAUUAAUGAACUUUUCGAAUUUGAUUAAAAGCAAAAAAAAGUUACUGCAGUGUUCGCAAGAAUUGUCGGUGACGAAAUUCCGCUUAUGCAGCGUGCAUUCUAAUUACGAAAAAUUAAAAGUAAGGUUCCAUAAGUUACACGCGGAUUAUCAUAAAUUAAUGACCAUCGCAAGAGUAUUGACGACCGCUUUGGAAAAUUCGGCGAGAGGUCAUGCCAUGGAUUUCCAAGCUAUGCUAGAAACUUGUAUGAAGAUUUUCCCAGAUUUGUUUAAUCAAAAUAUAAAAGAUAAUUCGUAUUGUUCUUCAGAGUUGCUAUUAGAUAAAUCUAACUCAGAGAUGAAGAUUGUUGAACAUUCCGUACCGUACGUUGUACUCGCGUCUCCUAAAUUAUUGAAUUUCAAGAAGAUCAAGUUACAUCUGAUAAAUGGAAGUAUCAAAACGAAACUGUUUCUCCUGCAAGCGUUGCGAAGGAAAAUAACUGUUAGCCUAGCUGGGGAAAGAGAGGAAACAGUGCACGAAUAUAUAAGCAAAGACUUGCUAGGCCUUCAUGGACAAAUUGCUGGUUAUGAAGGCAAAUGCAUCCUACCGUAUUUACUACCACUAGAUAACACUGUUAUGCCACAAUCUUUGCAACAAUCAAUCGCGAGAUUAUUAAAUGCUUUAGCGUCGUUUAGGUGCGGACGAGAUUAUUUGUCGUUCGAUUCUACAGUCGUUGAUGUGGUAUGCAAUUGCCUCAAGAAUGCUUGCGAUAACGACCUAGAUACGUUUACUUGCGAUAUGAUGAUCGCGACGCUGCAGAAGUUAUCAGUGCGUAAACAGCAACGAAUAUAUAUGAUAGAAAAUGGAUUGGUAGAGUGGUUGAUUCAUCAUUUGCACGACCAGUGUAGCGUUAUAGACGCUUAUCGACUAGAAUACGCUUCAGCCCUUUUAAUGAAUUUAUCCUUGCAUCAAAUAGCUCAAAGAAGAGCAUCCAAUAUGGCGUCGCUGCUUAUUUCAACGCUAACCGAGUUGCUUGUAAUGAACUAUUCGUCGGCAUUACCAUACGUCAAUGGAGCAUUAAGUAUCUUCUUGACUAAUCACACGAUUAAUGAAGAGGCAAAGAAAUUGAAUAUCUCGUCCCUGUUGGAACAGUACAGUAAACAUAAGAACGAAGAAGCGAGGAAAUACUUGGAUCAAAUUUUAAAAAUACAUAAAGGCGAGAUUACCAUCGAAACAGAAAUUAAAGAAAUGGCGGACAAUGAUAAUGAAGAGUUUGAUGUAUUAGAGAGCGAGUUAGAAGAAAACGAUCCAGUAAAGAAUAAAUACGACGAAUUAUGUGGGGAACCGUUACUCGCAUCGUGCUAUACCGUUUUACCAAAUACUUUUCACAAAGAGGAAUUGAUUUCAGACGCGUCAAUAAACUCUGUCGUACACGGCAAUGAAGAACAAAUAAAAUCGUCUGGGAAACAUUUACCAAGAAAGAGUAGCAAUACGACUGUAGCUUCGUCGACGAUCUUAGAGGCUGGAAGCGAAGCUGAAUUAGCAGGCCUGGUGUUAAUAAUUCGAAUGAAUUCUUGGUUUUUUUCCAGUCACGCAGAAGUUGAGUAGUAUAGCGUCGUUGUGAGUCAAGAUUUUAUCGUCGAUACAGUGCACCGAGUGAUUUUGAAAUUUAUGCACGUCAUUGUAUCGUAUAAUCGUGCACCGUUUUAUACUUUUAUACCGGGAUUUAGAUACUUUUCUAUAGUAUGGAGCUUUCGAAUAAACGAGCCGUUUCGUUGACCGUUAUAUCUUUCAAUUAUAUUCAUUUCGUUGCACGUUACUCGGAAUUAGAAUAUGUUUUCUUGUAGGAACAUCGACAGUGGUAAUAAAACCAUGAGCGAUACCGAAGAAGCGUUCGUAUCGAAACCAAAGCUUCCACGAACGCCGCCAUAAUUAGAGACUACUCGUAACGACGCAUUGGAA
Colletes gigas is the source of this 2918-nucleotide messenger RNA. RefSeq names its product lisH domain-containing protein ARMC9-like. Gene Ontology annotation, cellular component: centriole; ciliary basal body; ciliary tip. The coding region runs from base 72 to 2564 and encodes 830 amino acids. The record is from RefSeq and is a predicted model, not a curated record. NCBI's taxonomy places the organism in Eukaryota, Metazoa, Arthropoda, Insecta, Hymenoptera, Colletidae. Gene Ontology annotation, biological process: cilium assembly. The transcript is spliced from 14 exons.